AACAGUUGAAGAUGAGAGCUGGAGGUACCAGUGAAACCUCAAAAUGGAAGAAACAGAAGCGAUCGCCACGACCACCUCGUCAUUUGACCAAAGCAAUGAUUGGAGUUGAAUCUCAACAGCAGCAGCCUUUACUUAAUGGCUCUUCAACAAAUCCGGCUGGUAUUCCUUUCAUUGAAGCGUCCUCUCCAGAUGCUACCCUCUCCUGUCUCAGCUGGAAGCUCAGAGGCCACAUCAUGUGCUGUCAGCCCCAUGGCUGACAGUGCCCUUGGAUUAUCCUCCCAGGCUACAUCUAAAGAGGAUCUUUCUGAAAUAGAUAAUGCAAACAUUGCUACAACACUGCAGUCAUCUGGAGUCUUGGAUCUAUCCGAACAACCAAACCCUGAUGACCUAAAGACUGAAGAAUUACUAGGAAGGAAGACGCAAUCUGCCUCUGUUGAAUCCAUACCUGAAGUUCUAGAAGAUAGCUCUUCACUGGCUGAACAUUCAGACUCUGCCUCUGUACAUGAUAUGGAUUAUGUCAACCCUCGUGGAGUUAGGUUUACACAGUCUUCACAGAAAGAAGGAGUGGUUUUGGUUCCUUAUGGAUUACCCUGUAUUCGUGAACUUUUUCGCUUUCUCAUUUCACUAACCAACCCCCAUGAUCGCCAUAACUCUGAAGUGAUGAUGCACAUGGGAUUACAGCUGAUUACGGUGGCAUUGGAAUCUGCUCCCAUAGCAAAUUAUGCCUCACUUCUGGGGCUUGUGAAGGAUGAGCUCUGUCGACAUUUAUUUCAGCUGUUAAAUGCAGAGCGAUUGAACUUGUAUGCAGCUUCCUUGCGAGCAUGCUUCCUUCUGUUUGAAAGCAUGAGAGAACAUCUAAAAUUUCAGUUGGAGAUGUACAUAAAAAAGCUGAUGGACAUCAUAACUGUGGAGAAUCCAAAGAUGCCAUAUGAAAUGAAGGAGAUAGCUCUGGAAGCCAUUGUGCAACUCUGGAGGAUACCUAGCUUUGUAACCGAGCUAUACAUAAACUAUGACUGUGAUUUUUACUGUUCUAAUCUCUUUGAGGAUUUGACCAAGCUGCUCUCUAAGAAUGCCUUUCCAGUAUCUGGCCAGCUAUAUACCACUCACCUACUUUCACUAGAGGCUUUGCUGACUGUCAUUGACAGCACAGAAGCACAUUGUCAGGCUAAGAUUCUGAGUAACACUUUGCAACAGGAUAAGAAAGAGAUGGUCAAAACCACUGCAGAUAAUUCAGAGAGAUCUCCAGAGUCUGUUAAUGGUAGUGAACAAGCUGUUGAAAGCACCACAGCAGUCACAAGUAUCGAAUCCAAGGGGGGUCAUCCUCCAACCAGUGGGCAUUUAAUGGCAGACAAAAUGAAUCUUGGAAUUCAGGAGGCAGAAGGUGCCUGUAGUGGAGUUGAGAAGAAGACUCUGAAGGCACCAGUACGGUUUUCUUCUCUACUUCCAGCUGUGCAAGAACUAAAUGAUAUAAAAAACAAGAAAAAGCUCCUCAUCACUGGAACAGAGCAGUUUAAUCAAAAGUCAAAGAAAGGGAUACAGUUUCUUCAGGAAAAGUCUCUCUUGGCUACACCAAUGGAUAACAAUGAAGUAGCUCAAUGGCUCAGAGAGAACCCCAGACUGGACAAAAAAAUGAUUGGGGAAUUUGUGAGCGAUCGCAAAAACCUUGAUUUGCUUGAGAGCUUUGUAGGGACAUUUCAAUUCCAAGGUCUGAGAGUUGAUGAAGCUUUAAGGCUUUACCUUGAAGCAUUUCGCUUACCAGGGGAAGCACCUGUGAUUCAUAGGCUUUUAGAGGCUUUUACAGAACAUUGGAGGAAAUCAAAUGGGACUCCUUUUGCAAAUAGCGAUGGCUGCUUUGCUUUGGCCUAUGCUGUCAUCAUGCUGAACACUGACCAACACAAUCACAAUGUUCGCAAGCAGAAUAUUCCAAUGACUCUGGAGGAGUUCAGAAAAAAUUUGAAGGGAGUCAACGGUGGAAAAGAUUUUGAUCAGGAUAUGCUCGAAGAUAUGUACCAUGCGAUCAAAAAUGAGGAAAUAGUUAUGCCAGAAGAGCAGACUGGACUAGUAAAGGAGAACUACAUGUGGAGUGUACUGCUGCACCGAGGUGCCACCCCAGAGGGAGCCUUCCUGCAUGUUACUCCAGGAAGCUAUGAUCAUGAUCUCUUCACAAUGACUUGGGGUCCAACUAUUGCUGCACUCUCUUAUGUAUUUGACAAGAGCAUGGAAGAGACCAUUAUCCAGAAAGCCAUUUCUGGAUUUAGGAAAUGUGCAAUGAUAUCUGCUCACUAUGGAUUAAGUGAUGUUUUUGACAACCUCAUCAUUUCCCUGUGCAAGUUUACAACUCUUAGUAGUGAGGCUGUAGAGAAUCUUCCUACUGUUUUUGGAAGCAACCCAAAGGCCCAGAUAGCUGCCAAAACUGUUUUCCACCUAGCACACAGACAUGGAGAUAUUUUGCGUGAGGGCUGGAAAAAUAUCAUGGACUCCAUGUUGCAACUCUUCCGAGCCGAGCUGCUGCCAAAGGCUAUGGUUGAAGUUGAAGACUUUGUUGAUCCAAACGGCAAAAUUUCUCUUCAGCGGGAAGAAAUCCCUGCAAAUCGUGGGGAGUCAUCUGUCCUGAGUUUUGUCAGCUGGCUAACCCUGAGUGCCACUGAGCAGUCAAGUCUGAGAGGACCUACUGAAAACCAAGAAUCGAAGAAACUAGCAUUGGAGUGUAUAAAGUUAUGUGAUCCAGAGAAACUCAUUACAGAGAGCAAAUUUCUCCAGCUGGAAUCCUUGCAAGAAUUAAUGAAGGCUUUGAUAUCUGUGACUCCAGAUGAAGAAACAUAUGAUGAAGAAGAUGCUGCUUUCUGCCUGGAGAUGUUGCUGAGAAUUAUUCUAGAAAACAGAGACCGUGUUGGUUGUGUAUGGCAAGUUGUGCGUGAUCACCUUUACCAUCUUUGCGCUCAUGCAAUGGAGUUCUGCUUCCUUGUUGAACGUGCUGUGGUUGGACUGCUACGACUGGCUAUUAGACUUUUACGGCGUGAUGACAUCAGUGCACAGGUUCUCCUUUCCCUUCGCAUUCUGCUAAUGAUGAAACCAAGUGUCCUUUCCCCGAGUAAGCCGCCAAGUUGCUUUCGGCCUUCAUGAACUGUUGAAGACCAAUGCUGCCAACAUCCACUCUAGCAAUGAUUGGUAUACACUGUUUUGCCUGCUGGAGUGUAUUGGUGCAGGAGUGAAGCCUCCACCUGCCCUGCAGGUGACAACCAGGAGCGAUAAUGACACAGGUGCACAGUCAGACAGUGAAGUGUCUUCAUACCACUCGACUGAUGUGAGUCUGGAUCGUGGAUACACCUCAGACUCUGAGGUAUAUACGGAGCAUAGCAAGCAGUCGAAGAUGCACCGAUCUGUCACUGAUGUGGAUAUGGUGAAUAGCGGUUGGCUAGUGGUCGGAAAGGAGGAUGUGGACUCUUCUAAAGUGUCUGCAGCAAUGAGCAAGCCUGGUGCCAGCACUCCAGUAAACCAGUACAGUUUAGUAAUUGGUUUGGACUUUGGCCCACAUGAUACAAAAUCUCUCAUGAAGAGCGUGGAGUCUCUAUCUUUUAUUGUUCGGGAUGCUGCACAUGUUACACCAGAAAACUUUGAGCUGUGUGUGAAGACUAUACGUGUCUUCGUAGAGGCGAGUCUAAACGGAGGGUACAAAUCACAAGAGAAGAGAGUGAAGAGCCAUAAGUAUGACAGUAAAGCUAGCCGUUUCAAGAAGAAAAGUAAAGAGAAAGAAAAUACACUGCGUCGCUCAAGAGUCUCCAACCAGCGCCAGUAUCGUUCUCACAGUGAUGAUGAGGAAGACGAGAGUGUGCCAGCUAGUUACCACACUGUGUCAUUACAGGUUAGUCACGACCUCCUUGACUUGAUGCACACACUUCAUACAAGGGCUGCAACCAUUUACAGUUCGUGGGCAGAGGAACAGCGCCAUCUUGAGACUGCAGGGGAAAAGAUCACAGCCGAUUCUAGAACUUUGUGGUCAAACUGCUGGUGUCCAUUGCUGCAGGGAAUUGCAUGGCUUUGUUGUGAUGCUCGACGUCAGGUUAGGAUGCAGGCUCUUACUUACCUACAGAGAGCACUUUUAGUCCAUGAUCUCCAGACACUGGAUGCACUUGAAUGGGAAGCCUGCUUUAAUAAGGUGCUAUUUCCACUGUUAACAAAGCUCUUGGAGAACAUAAGCCCAGCUGAUGUGGGAGGUAUGGAGGAGACGAGAAUGAGAGCAUCUACAUUGCUUUCAAAGGUCUUCCUACAGCAUUUGUCUCCUUUACUGUCUCUUCCCACCUUUGCUGCUCUGUGGAUGACAAUACUAGAAUUUAUGGAUAAGUACAUGCAUGCUGGCUCCAGUGACUUGCUGAUGGAGGCCAUACCCGAAUCCUUGAAAAAUAUGCUGCUAGUUAUGGACACUGCUGGAAUAUUCCACAGUGCAGACUCUCGGACAGGAUACUCAGACCUUUGGGAGAUUACCUGGGAGAGAAUAGACUGUUUCCUGCCUCGGCUAAGAGAAGAACUAUUCAAACAGACAGUAAUACAGGGAAAAGCAGCUAAUAUACAAUCCAUUACUCGACAUCCUCAGAACCUAUUUGAUGCCACUCCAGACCCACCCCAUGUAUCUGCAAGUGAAUCACAUCCUCAAAAAACUCUAGUAGGGCCUGCUUUUGUUCCUGCUACUACAGAGCCCAGACCUGUGCCACAGCCAGCUCAGCCGGAGCAAAUACUAAGUGAAAAUGAUUGUACAAGCCCUGGAUUAUCUGCAGUUCCAAUUCCUGGAUCUAGCCCUUCCUGUGCACCCAUGAGGAUGAGCCCGGUGACAGAGAUACCUCCUCCUCCUAUAAAUCAGCCACCUCUCAUCUUGCACCCCCUAACAUCUCCUCUGCAGGUUGGAGUUCCACCAAUGUCUCUGCCAAUCAUCCUUAAUCCUGCAUUAAUAGAGGCUACCUCUCCUGUGCCCCUCCUAUCUACUCCUCGACCUGCAGAAACAUCACCAGUCUCAGAGGUCAACUAA
Staurois parvus is the source of this 5020-nucleotide messenger RNA. The record is from the annotation of a GenBank genome assembly. NCBI's taxonomy places the organism in Eukaryota, Metazoa, Chordata, Amphibia, Anura, Ranidae.